Messenger RNA from Thermothelomyces thermophilus ATCC 42464, 787 nucleotides. Its product is annotated as histone H4-like protein. The transcript has 3 exons. Bases 110 to 421 code for a protein of 103 amino acids. Gene Ontology annotation, molecular function: structural constituent of chromatin; protein heterodimerization activity; DNA binding. NCBI's taxonomy places the organism in Eukaryota, Fungi, Ascomycota, Sordariomycetes, Sordariales, Chaetomiaceae. Gene Ontology annotation, cellular component: nucleosome. The record is from RefSeq and is a predicted model, not a curated record. Gene Ontology annotation, biological process: nucleosome assembly.
ACCAAUUGUGUGCAUUUGGUCAAUCAUCAACGGCAUCAACCUUGCAUCAGUUCCAUCAACCCAGACCAGCCUCUAAACACAUCUCCAUCUACUUAAAACAUCUGUUAACAUGACUGGACGCGGCAAGGGCGGCAAGGGCCUCGGCAAGGGCGGUGCCAAGCGCCACCGCAAGAUUCUGCGCGACAACAUCCAGGGCAUCACCAAGCCCGCCAUCCGCCGUCUGGCGCGUCGUGGUGGUGUCAAGCGUAUCUCUGCCAUGAUCUACGAGGAGACCCGUGGUGUCCUCAAGUCCUUCCUCGAGGGCGUCAUCCGUGACGCCGUCACCUACACCGAGCACGCCAAGCGAAAGACCGUCACCUCGCUUGACGUCGUCUAUGCCCUCAAGCGCCAGGGCCGCACCCUCUACGGUUUCGGUGGCUAAGCGGCUCGCUGCUCUCGAGCUUUGGUGGUUAGGGAAGGGUUACGCCCCAAGGUUCAGAAGGUCGCGCCGUGGCAUGCGGAUGGGCCUCAAAGGAGUGUGAUGAGGUCUCUGUGUGUACCUGGCCGGCUACAUGGCUGGGCCGUUCCCUCCCCGAGGGAUAUGACCAUGGGGGGUUGGUGAUUAUCAUGGCAUGAUCGGGCACAUGUUUGCUUUUUGCGGUUGUUCUUACGUCUGGCGUUGGGAUUGGGGAUUAGGUACACAACUAUGACAUGGUCAAUGGGAAUGGCCACGGCGUCUAUGGGAGGGGCGGUUGCCCUACGAGAAUUUGAUUUUGAUCAAACCAAACUGUGCACACCUUACCUGGGA